AGCCUGCCUUGCUGUCGUUUUCCGCGCAGCGCCUUCGUUCUCUCGGCCCGCAGCCGGAGGUUUUCGCGCCGUGGCCGCGCUCCCCUCGGGGGUGGCGGCGGUGAGGGCAGCCGUACCCCGGAGGCGACGGUCUCGGUGCUGGUGGUGAAACACAGCGUAGCUCCCAGCAGGGCUUGGUCUGUGGCGGGCUUUUGGGCGCGCUUGUGCCGUACGGGUGGGCUUCUCCAGCCCUCGGUCUCCCUUGGAGGCAGAGGCAAUUCCCUGAAGUAAACAGAGGGAGAAGCGGCAGAAUCGAGCCCCCUGGUUUGUCGUGCUUGUAGGCACCCGUCUGUUCCGUGAAGAAGUUAUUUUAGGAUAUUUUUAAUGGUAUUUGUUGUGUGGUUUGUCCGAUGUCAGGUGACAUAGACGUUAAAGAUAACGUGUUUUGUUUGGUUUUGUUUAGCAGGUCAUUGCUAAUUAAGCGCUGCCUGUAGGGCUUCUGUAACAAGUCUGCUCUCCAGAAGUGUUGCUCGGGGUUUCCUAUGUUAGCUGUUUUCCAAGGUAGUUCAAAGAAAGGUUACGAGACGCUAGGUUAUUUGAAAUACCUUUUAUUUUUAAAAUGGAUUAUGCUGAGGCACACUGAAGGCUUGAGACAAGGUUUUAUUGCUGCGUCUAUCACUAGUUCAUAAUUAGAUGUAAAUAAACUUACUGUUGUGUCCACCAGAAGCGAUAGAUUUAUAAUUCUCCAAGAGGAGUAUCAUAUUAAUAAUCCUUUGUCUUGCUUCUUCAAUUUCUCUACCAUUCCUGAUCACUGUUUAUACCCUGGGUCCCUAUUUACAAUGAAUAAGUUAAUUACAAUGUAUUAUAUAAAUGUAUCUUUACAGUUUGUCACUUCAAUUGCUAAUGCUAAGCAUAUAUUAUUUUGAUAACGUUUUUUAAGAUGUUAAAUCUAAACUCAGGGGAGUUUGGUCUAGAGCAAGGUACUGCAUUUUAUAAAACAAAACUUAGCAGUCUUGUCAAAGUGAUCUUAGACUUGUUGCUACCCCCUGCCCCCUCUGUGCAAUUGGCUUUUGGUGCUGUUUUGCAUAGUUAAAAAUAUCAGUAACUGCUAAGUCGUGUUUUCCUUUGUGAUGGCUUGUUGAGGGAAUGUCUGACAUUUCAGUGCAGCAUUUCUUGCUUUGUUUGCACUAGCUUAUAAGAUGAACAGGGAGAUACUAUGUAUUGCAGUAUAUGUCAGAAGGAAAUUACGCAGUUAGACCUGUCUUUUAGGAGUAUUGUUGCUGUUCUUCCAUACUUGAAAUCUAGCAAAAAAGUUUUACAGAAGUUUGACUGCAUUUGUAUUUGAUUUACUGUGAAACAUGCUUGCAGAACCAAAAGGAUUUGUAGAUACUAUCUACAAUAAUAACCAUGGGCAUAUAUAUUUUGUUUUCACCUCAUUGGAUCAGUUUAAUAACAAGAAAAGCUCCUGCCUAAAGGGAUGGAUAUUCGAGUGGCAAAAUGCCCAUAUAUGCGAAGCUGAGAGAAAGAGAUAAUGCUAUUACUGGGCAUCAGCUUUUUUCUUUCUUUUGGGGAUAAAUGCAUUCAAAUAACCGAUAGCUUAUUUCAUAUGUGAUAGCAGUGUGGCAGGGUGUUUUUUUGUGGCAGGAAAGCAGAAACCAAAGUAAUCAAAAAUGUUAAAUUACAAAUGAUGUGCAACAGGUCUCCCAUCUCCCCCUCCUCCCUCCUAAAUGUUUCUGAAAACCAUAAUUCUUGGAGACGUAGGUGGUUUCUUCCUUGAAGUCCAAAGAACGACAGACAUCAAACUCUGACUGCAAAGAGCACCGUGAUUCAAUAAUAUAUGCAACCAUUGAACUAAAUACACCUGUGUGCAUGUAAAUGCCUUUUUGAACUGGGGCCUGUGGUCCUAAAGUGGAAGGAUUUAAUGCUUAAAAGCAGGGGUUCUGCAGUUGCCAAAAUAAUAGGCAAUAAUGUAAAAAAAUUGCAAAAGUUUGCUUCCACAGUGAAGAUGUGGGUCUUUGAGGAGAAUAUUAAUGGGAGAAAACUGACGGAUAUAAUAAAUAAUGAACAUGAAAAUGUAAAAUAUCUCCCUGGAUACAAGCUGCCAGAUAAUGUGGUUGCUGUCCCAAACCUUAACGAAGCUGUACAGGAUGCAGACUUGCUGGUUUUUGUCAUUCCCCAUCAGUUCAUUCAUAAAGUCUGCGAUGAAAUCACAGGACGAGUACCCAAGAAAGCGCUCGGUAUAACUCUCAUAAAGGGAAUAGAUGAAGGCCCAGAGGGACUCAAACUGAUCUCUGACAUUAUUCGAGAGAAGAUGGGAAUAGACAUCAGUGUGCUGAUGGGAGCUAACAUUGCCAAUGAGGUGGCAGCAGAGAAAUUCUGUGAAACCACAAUAGGCAGCAAAAUCUUGGAAAAUGGCCUUCUCUUCAAAGAACUCCUGCAGACUCCAAACUUCCGAAUAACUGUAGUAGAUGAUGCAGAUACAGUUGAGCUUUGUGGUGCUCUGAAGAAUAUAGUAGCAGUAGGAGCUGGGUUCUGUGAUGGCCUUUGCUGUGGUGACAAUACCAAAGCUGCCGUUAUUCGCCUUGGCCUAAUGGAGAUGAUUGCCUUUGCCAGAAUUUUUUGCAAAGGACAAGUGUCUACUGCCACUUUCCUGGAGAGCUGUGGAGUUGCUGAUCUCAUCACAACAUGUUACGGUGGCCGGAAUCGACGUGUAGCCGAAGCGUUUGUUAAAACUGGAAAGUCUAUUGAAGAAUUGGAGCAAGAAAUGUUGAAUGGUCAGAAAUUACAAGGACCACAGACUUCUGCAGAAGUGUACCGUAUCCUCAAGCAGAAAGGAAUGCUGGAAAAGUUUCCACUAUUCACUGCUGUGUAUCAAAUCUGCUAUGAAGGGAAGCCUGUCAGAGAGAUGAUAUCCUGCCUUCAAAGUCAUCCAGAGCACAUAUAAAAUCAAUCAGGCCAUCGUACUAACGCAGCUUUCUGCCUUUCAAAUUUGGAUCUGGGUUCAAGUGGAUGUAUCAUUAAGCUUUGUUCAAAGCUGCUCACUAGGCAACAGUAACAAUGUGAAUGUCUCGGAAUGGGUAUUUGUUUUUUGUUACGCAGCCUCGUUUGGCAUAGCAUGCAGUGUUGGCUCGGUGAUUGUCAUUUUACUGGCUAAAAUACAACUGUUUUAAGAUGCGCAAUGCAAAAGUUGUGCUACAUAUCUAGUGUGUAUAUACAAGUGUUCUUCGUGUGUGUUCCUACACCAUAAAACACAAUGUGGUGUUGUCUCUUAUUAAGGCCUAGUCCAAAAUCCACUGCACACUGUGGGAAGAAUCCCACUGGUUUUCAUGGAGACUGCAUCAAGCCUGUAACCUUGAAAUAUUAGAAGUCUUUCUAUUAGAACUUGGUUUUGUUCUGCAUACAAAUUGAAAUUUUAACAUUCUGCAUGUUUAUGAUUAUAUUAAUUUAAGCAAUAUUAAUGCAAAACAAGAGGUAGCAGUUAUUUAGAAGGGAUAUUUUAAUGAACUCUGAAGAAUAUUUUGAUUUUUGAAAGUCUUUAAAACUGUCAGACUAUUUUGAAACCAAUUUCUAAGUGAAUUUAAAGUUUUUAAUUACACUGUUUUAAAGGGAAUAUGCUAGAGGGGGGUCACUACCUCCCCUUCUGUUUUUUAAUCCUUGCAUUUUUGUAUUUCUCUUUCUCCUUUGCCAUUGCCAGGUGCUAGGCUCUUCUAGAAUCCCGUUCCCCAAAACAAGUGGGAAAUGUUAACCUGGGGUUUCUGAACCCUGGAGCCUAUGGUUCAUUUUAGUCUUUAGUCAUUUUAGACCACCAUUCUGUGGUCGUUCUUCACUGCUAUUGUUUGGUGGGUGGAGAAGGAUACUCUUGGGUAUCCACUGCUCAGAAUUGUCAUGCUGUGUUUCUAGCUUAACCAUCAGCUAUAAAGUGUGGCAUUCCACACAACACUCCAAGGAAUGUUUGGGGAAUUCCCUGGUAGAUCAUGCUCAUGUUGUCAAAAGGGUUAUGCACUAGUACGCCGACUGCAUUCAUUUCAGUGCCUGCCAGUGACCGACAUCAACUGGACUGUAGACCUGAACCAGCCUCCCCAGAGAAAUGAUGAAUUCUGAAGUUACUCUUUCACUGGACAAAACUUUAAUGGGUGCUAGAUCAAGUCCUUUGUUACCAGUCUCCCAGAAGGCUUCUCAAAGGCAUCUGUCUCUCUUAUUCCCCAGGUAUCUCAACUAGGGAUCUUUGCUUUAUGAGGGAGGUUUAUUUUAUUUAUUAUUGGAAAAUUUGUGAUUUUAUGGAGUUUGAGGAUGGGGUUGGUUUGGUUAGGUUUGUUGUUUUGUUGGUUUUUUUUUUUUAAAAGCUUGAUGCAAGAGAAGACAGAUAAAUUACAUCUGUCUUGCUUUUAUUGUAUACUGAACUGUGUGGUUUUUUUGGUUUGGUUUUUUUUUUUUUUGGUAAAAUAUAUGCUAGGUACUUAAAGAGAGGACUCAUUCUUGCAGCUGGGAGACAAGGGUUAGCGUCAAGGAUUUUUCAGAGCUCAACAAGAAUGCCCAUCCGCUCUGAAUAUCCACUCCAAACCUCUGAGCAGUAUCAGAACUGUUGUUCACCGUUCUCAGUGAUGUUUUUAGACCAGAAAUUGUGAACACAAACCCAUCCUGAAGCUUUAAGUUGUCAUUCAAAACUUGCUAAAACAACGGGGAUGCCUGGGAAUAAUUGUCAUACGUAGCCUGGAUUCCUCUGAAAUAGGUGAGCAUUGGGGCAGCUCUGUGUAGACAGGAAGAUGCUUCAGCUCAGGGGUACCUUUUCUUUUGCUCCUUCAAUGUUUUGCAUUAAUUUUUGGAAGAUCUUGUGAAUGUCAUCAGAUAGUCAUCGAUGAGAACAGUUAUUUUGCCUUAUUUCUGAUUUAGUGCUAAAUAUAACAGAUGGCUAGAAGUUAAGUAACAUCGGAUGUUUGUGGCAAUUGAGAAAAUCACUGGUAGAGCUGACUUGGAGUAAGCACUCUGCUCAGACAAUUAAAAGGAUGUGUUAAGAUUGGAAGUACUGUUACAGUAACGCACACGUGGAGCAUACACUCCUCAUUACUGCAUAACUUUUGGUGUGUCUGCUUAUGCUCUGUGGUGUUUUUUUCAAUACCAAGCUGAUUGGCUUUGCCUUUAUAUGUGUAUAUAUACAUAUAUAUAGAAACUUUUUUUUACAUGCAGUAUGUAGAACGGUAGCAUUUUGUAAGAUACAUAAAGGGCUAUAUGAGCUAAAUGUGGUAAAUUAAUAUAUAUUUUAAGAUUAUUUCUUUAUUAUUCCAAUACUACUUCUACCACUGAAACCCCAAAAUCUUAAUUGUUCUUGUUUUAUACAGAAGCCUAUUCUAAGGCAAAUCCUGAGAAAAGGUUUUUAUGGAAUUCUUUCCUCCAGUCUAUAAUGAUAUUCUUGUUCUUUUCAGACAAAAAGUGAAGUUUCAGUAACUAAAAUUAUUUAUUUAAACUUCUAUAGAUACUUCACCAUUUGUAUUUGGUUUUCAGUGCUUGAGAACAUUCAGCUUGGCACUAGAUAUUUUUUCCCCACUAAUAUUUACUGCUCAUUAAAAGACUGUGAUGUGAUACUGGAACUGAAUGAUUAGAAUCCUGUUCUACAAACACUCUGUUUUGCCUAGUACCAGGGUAGUCUUACUGAAAAUACUAACCCCUGUGUAAGGUUUUUGCAUACAAGGUCGUAAAUUUGUAACUAAUUCUUGAUUUAUGAACAUUAAUUAUGAAGGAAGGCAUUAUCUUCUAAUGAUACGUACUCAACUUGCCUGAGAUGUGUACUGAUUUUUGUUUGAAGAUUGUGAAUGUAUACCCGUUUGAAGAGUUAGUACCAAUAAACAUUUUUGUCUUGGAAA
Grus americana (Whooping crane) is the source of this 5837-nucleotide messenger RNA. It is a transcript of the gene GPD1L, whose product is annotated as glycerol-3-phosphate dehydrogenase 1 like. The record is from RefSeq and is a predicted model, not a curated record. Gene Ontology annotation, molecular function: protein homodimerization activity; glycerol-3-phosphate dehydrogenase [NAD(P)+] activity; NAD binding. Bases 1901 to 2923 code for a protein of 340 amino acids. Lineage: Eukaryota; Metazoa; Chordata; Aves; Gruiformes; Gruidae. Gene Ontology annotation, cellular component: glycerol-3-phosphate dehydrogenase (FAD) complex; cytosol. Gene Ontology annotation, biological process: carbohydrate metabolic process; glycerol-3-phosphate catabolic process. The transcript has 8 exons.